CUGAGCAUAGGUCUGAGAUCUUGCCUGAUAAAAACUCUGAGAGUGAGCCUAAAAAAUCACUGAACAAGUCAGUCUAUCAGUACUGUGAAUAACCCGUGUACGUGUAACGGCACAGCGUAACCGAACACCGAAAAAUUCGUGUGAAAUGGCCGAGAAUAUCGACGCGGAUGGCGAGGAAAUCGCCUCGGACGAAAUACGCGAGCUGCGGCGAAGAUUUCUCGACGAGCGACGCAAGGAAAUCAACGGCGGAACGUACGACCGUCGCGACGUCGAUCGCUUCGAGAAGGACGACCACUACGUCGGACUCUUCCUGAAAUCUCGCUACGGCAACGUCGGCGACGCGCUGACCGCCGUCCACACCUCGCUCGAGUGGCGCAAACAGUUCGCGAUCGCCGACGUCCGUGAGGAGGACCUCCGGCCGCAGUUCGAGUCGGGGUUGCUCUACUUCCACGGCCGCGACCGGGAGGGCCGCGCGAUCCUCUGGUUCGUCGGGCGGCUUCACAGGAGGGACGCGUCGCAGCUGGACGCGCACAAGCGCUUGCUCGCGCACCACUUCGAGCGGCAUUGCGCGGAGAACCCGCGCGAGCAGCUCGUCGUCGCGAUGGACAUGCACGGCGCGGGUCUCGCUAACCUCGACAUGGACCUCGUCUCGUUCAUGGUGAGCUGCUUCGAGACACUGUUCCCGCACAUGCUCGCCUACCUCAUCGUCUACGACCUCCCGUGGAUGCUGCAGGCCGCGUGGAGGAUCGUCCGCUCGUGGCUGGACCCGCGGGGCGUGGACGUCGUCAAGGUCGUCGGCAGGAAGGAGAUCGUGAGCUACUUCGACGCGGAGAACCGACCCGAGCACAUGGGGGGAGUCGACGCGUUCAGGUUCGUCUACCGCGGCCCCGAGGAAAGACGGAAGGUGACCUUCGCGGAUUCCUUCGACGACACGGCGCAGUCCGCAGCGGCGGACGCGGCGAACGUCGAAUACAGCACGCCCGCCAACGAAAACCCGCCGCCCUUUCCCGGCUUUGACGGCGCCGCAGCGCCCCCUACCGGUGCGCGCAGGAGAGGCCGCAGAAAGUCGGUGACGGGUCCGUUGCUCGUUAUCAGUCCUGGCACGGAGUUGGAGCUGGCCACGGACAACGCCGCGGACUCUUCGGAGGCGAUAACGCUCACAAACCGGUCGGAGAAGGCCGUGGCUUUCAAAGUGAAGAUUACGAGUCCGCAGAAGUACAGGGUGCGUCCCAGCUCCGGCGUGAUCCAGCCCGGCGCGUCGGCGGACGUCACCGUCUCCCUGCAGUCGGGAUUCUCGAGCGUCGCUCGCGACAAGUUUCUCAUCAUGUCGACGGAGCUAGAGGAACGGCAACCGUCGGCGGACGGUCUCGCAGCGGCGUGGAACAACGCGAGUUCCGUAUUCAAACACAGACUGCAUUGCAGGGCGCGACCGAUCGCGGACGACGCCGUGUUGCCGCUAGACAGGCAGGUGUCGAAACUCACCGACCAGAUGAGCUAAUGCG
Priapulus caudatus is the source of this 1502-nucleotide messenger RNA. RefSeq names its product motile sperm domain-containing protein 2-like. The transcript has 2 exons. Lineage: Eukaryota; Metazoa; Priapulida; Priapulimorpha; Priapulimorphida; Priapulidae. The record is from RefSeq and is a predicted model, not a curated record. The coding region runs from base 146 to 1498 and encodes 450 amino acids.